CGACAAUCCACUUCCAUUAGUUACUAUUUUUUAAUUUCUACUCACCUACCUAACAUUUGAACCUACUUACACCUACUUACUUUGGGUGCACACGACUUAUACCGUGUCAGUUCAUCUUCAGCAUAGGUAGUUCAGAAAUUCAAUAACGCGACAAUGGAUAACACUGUCGCGCCAUCGGAAGAGGCGCUCCUACAUGAUUCUCUUACAGUCUCCAUUGAUGGAUCCUUGCCAAUCAUAGAUCCCACUCAACACUUUGACAUCGAUGAUCCUCCACACAUUCCAACAAACUUUUCUGAGGAUACCUCAACUGAUACCACUGCUACUAGUAGUUCAGGGGGUAGCUUGAAGCGUGCCAGACCACACGACGAGCCUGACGAUGGUUGGCAAAUGGUUGAAAAACGCUCUUCCAAGAAACCAAAAAAGGAAAAGAAAGUUCCUGCGCCCAAGUCGACUAAUUACCCUUCUAUCACAUUCAAUCAUAAUGCCAAGCUCCAGUCUAAGAUUGCUCUUGACUCACUACGAAACCUCAUCCUCUAUAUCUUCGCCGAAGGGAAUGCCCCCCAAUGGGUCGCAAUCUCUCAACGACCACAAUUUAGAAAGAUUGUUACAAUAAUGGUACCAGGAUUGGAAGAGGCUAUGUUCAAGCAGAAUGUGGACUUUUCCACGUACAAUGAUCAGCCCUUUGAGCUAGAUCAAAAGUCCCGCGUCUUAACAUCUCCCGACGACUACUACCCGCGACUCCUGAAGAGAGAUGAGCUACCCGAAAUUCUCAAGGAUUUCGCCGAUAUGUUCCCCCAUCUCUGGCCAGUCAAGACUCCCGGAAAUGAGAAAUAUGGCACCAUACGCUCGCCAUUAGGCACUAUGCUUACGGUGCCGAUUGAGAAGUCUAAAGAAGAGAAGGGCCACAGGGGUGUCCAGCCCGCGAAAGACCCCAAAGGCUGGAAAGAUGAGCGUACCCGAAUAACCGAAUUUAUUGCCAUGCCAGAGGAUCUUCAAGUAAACGGGUACGUUUUGCAUCCAGCCUGCGUACCAGCAGAGCGGCGCAAGCACUACCGGGCACCCGAAGGUUGGGUAUACACCAAUGUAGUGAACCUUGAGGACGGCGACGUCCCAGAAGGGGAGAUACAACAAGGGAGUGUGACGGCGGGCCGAGAGGUUCUCGCACUUGACUGUGAGAUGUGUAUGACAGCCCCCGACGAAUUUUCUCUCACGAGAAUUAGUCUGGUAAAUUGGGACGGGACUAUCAUUCUCGACCAACUUGUCAAGCCUAACAAGCCCAUCGUGGAUUAUGUAACGCAGUUCUCAGGCAUUACGGAGGAAAUGUUGGCUACGGUGACCACCACGCUUGAGGAUAUACAGACGAAGCUUUUAGAGAUUCUUCAUCCACGCACUGUCCUUGUAGGACAUUCCUUGGAGUCAGACCUUAAAGCCCUACGACUCACGCAUCCUUUCAUUAUCGACACCUCCAUACUAUUCCCCCACAACAGAGGACCUCCGUUGAAGAACAGCCUCAAAUUCCUAACACAGCGAUUCCUCAGGCGCGAAAUCCAGAAAGGUAUUGCCGGACAUGAUUCGAUAGAGGACGCAAAAGCGUGCUUGGAUCUUGUCAAGCAGAAAUGUGAGAAGGGAAAAUCAUGGGGGUGCCACGAAUCGCAAGGGGAGAAUUUGUUUCGACGAUUGACCCGGGCUGGCAAAGCUUACCGAGCUAAUGGUGGAGUUGAGGCUAAGGGAGGUGCCCAAGUCGCGAAGACGAGCGCUAUGAUUGAUUGGGGUGAUCCAACUCGGGGUGCUGGAUCGGCUUCAACUUUUCCUAUUGGGUGUAACUCGGACGAGGAAGUCAUGGAAGGUGUUCUACGUGCUGUAAAGGGAGACCCUGUUGGAGAGGAGAUACCGUUUGGAGGUGUCGACUUCGUCUUCGCUAGAUUCCGCGAAUUGGAAUCAUUUCAGGGGUGGUGGGGUCGAAAUGGCGACCUGGCACCCCCGGACCUUUCCGAAAUGUCCCUUGAGUCCUGUGUCCAGAAUCUUGCUCGGCGCAUCAAGCACAUCCACGAAUCGCUUCCUCCAUGUACGGGAUUCAUUGUAUUCAGUGGAUCCGGCGACCCACGCCAAAUGGCCCAACUACAGGCUCUACAAACCCAGUUCAAGAAGGAGUAUAACACACCUGGUAGCAACUGGGACGAGCUGAGUGUCAAAUGGACGGAUAGAGAAGAUCAUGAUUUAAGGAAAGCUGUUGGAAUUGCCCGGAACGGUAUUGGGUUUAUCGGCGUUAAAUGAGGGCAUUUCAAUUUACAACGGAGAUAUAAUGAUGCGUCCCUAGGUAGGCAUGCUACCGCGAUAGGGUGUGGGAUGAAAGGUGGUUAGGAGUACCUAUGAGAUACGAGCUAUGAUCGUGAUUUUACAUCGGGAUUAUGAGAUACCCUAGGGCUAUUUUAUAUAUUUAGAGAUCAAUGAUGUUAGGUUAGGGAUAUAUACUAUGUAGUACCUACUUACAUACCCACCCUAGGUAUAGUUAUUAGUAGGUGCUAUGUAGGUAGAUAUAAGCCUAAGUAACACAGCUCAACAAAACGACCAUGUGGUCCUAAUACUAAUGGUAUUUGUUACUCUCCUA
Messenger RNA from Hypoxylon fragiforme, 2608 nucleotides. RefSeq lists its product as uncharacterized. The record is from RefSeq and is a predicted model, not a curated record. NCBI's taxonomy places the organism in Eukaryota, Fungi, Ascomycota, Sordariomycetes, Xylariales, Hypoxylaceae. The transcript has a single exon. Gene Ontology annotation, cellular component: nucleus. Gene Ontology annotation, molecular function: nucleic acid binding; exonuclease activity. Bases 154 to 2274 code for a protein of 706 amino acids.